GGCACCCUACGUCGACGAUGGAGAGACUACGGAUGAUGGGAAUGGAGGCAUUGAACCAAAUGACACGAAGGAUCUACUAAAUACAACCGCACUCAUGCCGGAGCCUUCCACGGAAUCGGCAUUCGGGGAUGCGAUCGCCCGCAAGGAUGUGUGUGAUUCUUUCUUGCCAUAUUAAUCUUGGCGAGCCGUAACGAAUAUCCCUCUACUAUGAUUCAGUGCCCUUGGGAAAGCCUAUAUAAGGCGUAGCUUCCACCGUUUGAAGAAGUAUCAUUCACACGACUGCAUUUCACUACUCCAUUCUGCUACUAUGAUCCCCAAGAGCAUCUUUGGCCUUUUGGCUGCUGCUGCCAUGGUGCAGGGCACACCUGUGACAAAACGAGCAGUUGUGAACCAUGACUCUAUUGCUCCCUUCCCUGAGACAGUCCCCAAUACCGCCACCGGAAAGACGUAUAAGAAGUUCGAGCCGUUCCUCCACAUUGCACACGGCUGCCAGUCCUACCCUGCUGUUGCUGCCAACGGUGAUGUUAGUGGAGGCCUUCAGGACACCGGGAGUGCUACAGGUGGCUGUCGUGACCAAAGCAAAGGACAGACCUACGUGCGUGGUGGCUGGCAUGGCGACCGCUAUGGCAUCAUGUACGCCUGGUACAUGCCCAAGGACAUGCCGAACAGCGGUGUGUCCGCCGGCGCGCAUCGCCACGACUGGGAGAACGUCGUCAUCUGGGUGAAUAACCCAGCGGUGGCCAACCCGACCUUGCUGGGAGGUGCUGCAUCCGGCCACGGAAGCUACAAGAAGACGAAUAACCCACCACGAGAGGGCGAGAGGCCUAAGGUGGAGUAUUUUACGAAUUUUCCCACCAACCAUGAAUUGCAGUUCACCAACACACUUGGUCGUGAUCUCCCACUGAUUGCCUGGGAGUCUCUUCCUGAGGCUGCGAGACAGGGACUUGAAAAUGCCGAGUUUGGCAAGGCCACCGUUCCAUUCAAGGAUUCGACCUUCCAGGGAAAUCUUGAGAAGGCUGCACUUUAGAAAGCGUUUGAGAUGGCAUAUCUGCAUAGUUAGGUGUCUGUGGACUGUAUUUUGGCUGAUGUUUGUACCUAAGUUGAGAUGCCACUGGCUUUAUUUGAGCUGCACUCGAGAAGCAACGUUUAAAUUUGAUACAUACCUCCCCAGUGACACUAUUUGAACGACAGUAUAUGUAUUGGUACCAUGACAGGCCUGCAUCACUUGCGAAUAAAGUUGUUCCCUAGACCAUGCGAGUAAAC
Molecule: messenger RNA, 1263 nt
Organism: Aspergillus alliaceus
Lineage: Eukaryota; Fungi; Ascomycota; Eurotiomycetes; Eurotiales; Aspergillaceae
Product: NPP1 family protein
Exons: 2
Coding region: 308-1027 (239 amino acids)
Source: RefSeq, a predicted model, not a curated record